This is a messenger RNA of Oenanthe melanoleuca, 1282 nucleotides long. RefSeq names its product syntaxin 17 (gene STX17). The transcript is spliced from 9 exons. Gene Ontology annotation, molecular function: SNAP receptor activity; SNARE binding. Gene Ontology annotation, cellular component: plasma membrane; endomembrane system; SNARE complex. Lineage: Eukaryota; Metazoa; Chordata; Aves; Passeriformes; Muscicapidae. Gene Ontology annotation, biological process: vesicle fusion; intracellular protein transport; exocytosis. The record is from RefSeq and is a predicted model, not a curated record. The coding region runs from base 235 to 1137 and encodes 300 amino acids.
UCAGCGGGCAGCGGGGCGGCUCCGCUUUCGCUUUCGCUCCCCGCGCCAGCGCGGCGAAGGGAAGGGAAGGGCCGGGCCGGGGCCUGGCGGGCGCACGGGCAUGGUACAGCCAGGGUAGGCCUCUGCAACCUGUUGAUCUUAAGCUGCACCAGGGGAGGUUCAGGUUGGACAUCAAGAAGAGUUUCUUCACAUAAGGUAUAUUGGACAACUGUUGACUUGAAAGCUGCUUUUAGGAUGUCUGAAGAUGAGGAAAAAGUUAAACUCCGCCGAAUCGAACCUGCAAUUCAGAAAUUCAUUAAAGUGGCAAUUCCAACAGAUUUGGAAAGGUUAAGAAAGCACCAAAUAAAUAUUGAGAAGUAUCAGAGAUGCAGGCUGUGGGACAGAUUGCACGAAGAGCACAUCAACGCAGGACGAACGGUUCAGCAACUCCGUGCCAAUAUGAGAGAGAUGGAGAAACUCUGUUUGCGAGUCCGGCAGGAAGAUAUCCCAGUUCUGCAGAGAAUGAUAAAUCCCAUUAAAGAGGAAGCUUCAACUGCCAUUAAAGACUUCCUGCAGCUGCAUUCUGAAUCUGCAGAAGAACUUAAAAGGCAACUCAAAGGACAGGAGGAUGCCUCUUUAACCAGAUCUGCAACUCUAGGACAAGAAACUUUAUAUAACACGGAAGUGAAGGAUGGCUCCCAAAGUCUGAUCCAGAUCUCCCGCCUUCCGGAAAUACCUCAGGAAGAAAAUGCAGCUGAGUCCUGGGAAAGUUUAGAAGGGGACUUGAUUGAGCUCAAUCAGUUGGUGACUGAGUUUUCUCUCUUAGUCUGUUCCCAGCAGGAGAAGAUUGACAGGAUUGAAGACCAUGUCAACAGUGCUGCUGCGAAUGUUGAAGAGGGAACCAAAAACUUGGGGAAGGCUGCAAAAUACAAGUUGGCAGCUCUGCCAGUGGCAGGUGCAGUCAUUGGUGGAGUGGUGGGGGGUCCUAUUGGUCUCCUUGCAGGCUUCAAAGUAGCAGGAGUUGCAGCUGCACUUGGUGGUGGGAUUUUGGGCUUCACAGGUGGAAAAUUGAUACAAAGAAAAAAGCAAAAAAUGAUUGAACAGGUCUCUUCCAGCUGUCCAGAGCUUUCUCACCAAAGUGCCAAAAAAUCCAGCUGAAGUAUAGAUUCAUUAUGGCCAGGAACAACAGUGUAGUAGCUGAGCUAAUGACAGACUUGCAGCCUUAUGCUUUAUAUACAAGGCUGAGUUGUGAAUUUUGAUGACAGUUCUGUUCCUUGGGAGGGCUGAAACAAUCGUGUCCGAA